GCUUAACGAGCGGUGCAAAAAACGUCGUCUCGGAGUUUGUUGAGUGCUGUCAAGUCUUUGACACGAUUGAACUUGCUCUUCGCGGGACAAAGAUUCUCUUCAGAGCGCUGAAAACUCAAUGCUGCAGAAGUGGCUACGGGACGGAGCUGACCGAACUAAAAGUUUUGGAAGGACCGAGAAAGCUGUAGAAACCAGCUAAAAGUUCUUCAGUUGCAUUCAAAUGUUCGCGUGAAGAAGGUACAUGGAGAGGAAGAGGCGAUUUAUCCACCUCGGGACGGGACAGUAAAAAAAAGUCUUAAGAAAGAAAGACUUCUCGGAAAACGGGCUUAGAAUGAAUUAGUGCAAUAUCAGUGAAUAUUGCUUCAGUUUCAAGCUCGUGAACAGAUGUCUGAGGACGGGAACCCUGGCACAAGCUUGAAUGACCCUCCCAAUGAGGCCCGCAGCGUCCCGCAGAACUCGCCCCCGACUCCCUGCUCAGAAGCAGAUAGGAGCGAUGAGCCCCAGGGGCCCAUGGGAAAAUCCAAGCCCGCCGAAACGCACAGAGUGCUGGAGAAUGGAAAUAACAACAACAGCCUGUCGCAGCUGGACUUCUCUACACAGAGCCCAAGCAUAACAUGUCAGCCUCAGGCCAGAUCGACACCCCUGAUCCCUGCGGCAGACAGCUCGUCGGACACAGCCGGCCUGCUGCGGAACGGGGUUCGGCCCCACCCCCCGGAGCAGAACGGGGUGAAGAACGGCGCGCCGCGCGACCGCGCCCCUGCGGCCCCCCUCCCACGCUCCGCCUCCCAGAGGAGCCCGCGGAAGCUGCAGUCCAACCCGUCCAUCACCAGCCAGUCCAGCAAGAAGAGCAAGAGCAGCUCCAAGUCGGCCGGGUCCCAGAUCCCUACCGAAGCACAGGACGACUGCUGUGUGCACUGCAUCCUGGCCUGCCUGUUCUGUGAGUUCCUGACCCUGUGCAACAUCGUGCUGGACUGCGCCACCUGCGGGUCCUGCGCCUCCGACGACUCCUGCUUCUGCUGCUGCUGCGCCUCGGAGGAGUGCGGCGACUGCGACCUCCCCUGCGACAUGGACUGCGGCAUCAUCGACGCCUGCUGCGAGUCCGCCGACUGCCUGGAGAUCUGCAUGGAGUGCUGCGGCCUCUGCUUCUCCUCCUGA
This is a messenger RNA of Megalops cyprinoides (Indo-Pacific tarpon), 1155 nucleotides long. RefSeq names its product MyoD family inhibitor (gene mdfi). The coding region runs from base 385 to 1155 and encodes 256 amino acids. The transcript is spliced from 5 exons. The record is from RefSeq and is a predicted model, not a curated record. NCBI's taxonomy places the organism in Eukaryota, Metazoa, Chordata, Actinopteri, Elopiformes, Megalopidae.